UGUUUACAAAAUCCACAGUGUGUCACUACCUAUCUGCUUUGCGUAGGAAUCCAGGGUAGCCCGGUAGACUUUUAGUCUACAUGAUGUUAUAAACUACCAACGAAACGAUAAAGUUAAAAUCUUGAAAUAGACACUAAGAUGCGUUUUAAACCGCCAAAAUAUCUAAUAGGCCUUACAGCCUUCGGUUCAUUUGUUGGAGGUGUUACUUUGUUCAAGGAAGUUCUGGGUGGCAGUAACUUCAGUGGACAGGAAAGAUUGGAUGGCAAAACUGUAAUUGUUACUGGCGCAAACACAGGUAUUGGAAAAGAGACAGCAAGAGAGAUGGCAAAACGAGGUGCCAAAGUAAUUCUAGCAUGCCGAGAUAUGGACAAAUGUGCUGAGGCAAGAAAAGACAUUGCUUGGGAUACCCAGAACAAAUUAGUACGAUGCAUGAAAUGUGACUUAGCAUCACAAGACUCUAUCAGGGAGUUUGUGCAAAAUUUUAAUGCAAAAGAAGAGAGAUUGGACAUUCUUAUCAAUAAUGCUGGAGUAAUGCGAUGCCCAAAGUCCUUUACUGAAGAAGGUAUUGAACUGCAGCUAGGUACUAAUCACAUGGGUCAUUUCCUCCUCACAAACCUCCUCUUGAGUAAAAUAAAGGACUCAGCACCCAGUCGUAUUAUAAAUGUGUCAAGUGUGGCACAUAUGAGAGGGAGAAUUAACUUCAGUGACUUAAACAGCAAAAAAAACUAUGAUGAAGGGGAAGCAUAUGCUCAAAGCAAGCUUGCUAACAUUUUGUUUACUAGAGAACUUUCAGAGAGACUAGCUGGAUCAGGUGUCACAUGCAAUGCUGUACAUCCAGGACUUGUUCUCACUGAGAUUGGGAGACAUAUGGGUAUAGACAAGAGUUGGAUGGCAAGUCUAAUUUUGAAACCAUUUCUAUGGUUGUUUUUAAAAACGCCACGUCAAGGUGCUCAGACUACGAUAUACACUGCUUUGAGUUCUGAUCUUGAAGGUGUAUCUGGGAAAUACUUCAGUAACCAAGCUGAAGUCAGUGUGGCUGAAGCAGCAUUAGACAAGGAGGCAGCCCAGAGGCUAUGGGCAAUCAGUGAACAUUGGACAAAACUCAAUACGUAAAUCACACAAAAUAUGUUUUCUUAAGUUUGUACAGAAAUGUUAAUAGUUUGAUAUUAAAACUGUUAUUAAA
Macrobrachium nipponense is the source of this 1183-nucleotide messenger RNA. RefSeq names its product retinol dehydrogenase 13-like. Lineage: Eukaryota; Metazoa; Arthropoda; Malacostraca; Decapoda; Palaemonidae. The transcript has 7 exons. The coding region runs from base 139 to 1113 and encodes 324 amino acids. The record is from RefSeq and is a predicted model, not a curated record.